AUGUCACAUCCACAACUAACCAAGGAACAGGAAGCAUUUUUGGAAGAAUGUUUGCUAGAGUUUUCGGACCGUUACACAGAUGCCGACUUCGAGUACAAAAAAACCUAUGACAGGGGCGUACCACCACCCCCGAUUAUGUUUCCCUGGUACGGUAGACCCAAAUUGACCGGCUAUAGACGCAGAAAUCAAGGGGACCAUGGAGGUUAUCGAGACAGGCACGAUAAUAAUUUUAGAGGCAACGAUCAGUAUCGAGAUCGUAGAGAACAUCAAGAAUCAAGAUUUCGACCGUAUUAA
Molecule: messenger RNA, 294 nt
Organism: Photinus pyralis (common eastern firefly)
Lineage: Eukaryota; Metazoa; Arthropoda; Insecta; Coleoptera; Lampyridae
Exons: 1
Coding region: 1-294 (97 amino acids)
Biological process (GO): RNA 5'-cap (guanine-N7)-methylation
Molecular function (GO): RNA binding
Source: RefSeq, a predicted model, not a curated record